Molecule: messenger RNA, 1071 nt
Organism: Umbelopsis ramanniana AG
Lineage: Eukaryota; Fungi; Mucoromycota; Umbelopsidomycetes; Umbelopsidales; Umbelopsidaceae
Exons: 3
Coding region: 187-858 (223 amino acids)
Biological process (GO): regulation of translational initiation
Cellular component (GO): cytoplasm; eukaryotic translation initiation factor 3 complex
Molecular function (GO): translation initiation factor activity; ribosome binding
Source: RefSeq, a predicted model, not a curated record
CUAAGGAAAUGAAAGAUAGCAAUACACCUCAACAGGCUGCAUGCAAUGACUUCCUCGACAAGGCAAAAUUUGAGCGGAACGUGACUGCUUUCAUCUGAAGCAGCGUGAGCCACAAAAAAAAUAACAUUUGUACCAACUGGCGAUUUGAUUGAAAAAAUAGUCUACGCUCAAUAAACUUCAGCAAAGAUGGCACAACUGGCCAUGAACCGACCAGAAGUCAUACAGUCUCUCAUCGAUGGAGUUGACAGAUACAAUCCCGACAACAUUUCCAUCCUGGAAGAAUACUUGGCUACACAAUGCCAAAAUGAAGAAUAUGAUCUGAUGGCCAACCUCGCUGCAUUGAAGUUGUACCAAUUCAACCCUCAUCUCACCAACGACCGUGUCAUCAUAAAUAUUCUCGCAAAAGCUUUGACUGCUGUUCCUGCACCAGACUUCAACCUCUGUCUGUAUUUGCUUACCGAGCCCAUGAUCAUAGACGAAUCCAUCAAACAACUGACUGCACUCCAUCAAUUGCUUGAGCAAUCUCGAUAUGCAAAGUUCUGGGAGACUUACAAGUCUGAUUCAGCUUAUGAACAACUUGUUUCCGAAGUUCGUGGAUUCAGCCGCGCUAUUCGCAGCAUUGUCGCUCGCGUCGUUAGUAUGACACACCAGCAAAUUGCUUCCUCAUUACUGGAAUCUUACCUUGAUCUUAGCGGAGACGAUUUUGCUGCCUUCGUCAAGGAACAGAACUGGGAGCUCAAGGGUGCUAUUGUUCAGAUCCCUGUCAACAAGGAUAAUGAAGCCAAGACUGUUGUCAUCAGAGAGAACAUCAAGUUUGAACAGCUUACAAAGGUUAUCGGCUACUCUAACGAGAUGUAAAAAACGAAAACAAUACCAAACGAGGCGUAUAAUCGCUACUUCCACGAGCUCAACCCCCCACCAUCCACUUAUCUGAACGGCGCUUUUUUAGAUAUAAAGCGACUUGUAGAUAUACUUGAAUAAAAAAAAAUGAAGCAAUAUUAGCGGAACGAUGAAUGUUUACACUAUAUAUUGGUCAUGUAGUUUUGUUGGUUGCAGAGGCGGCCCUCCCAA